CGAAUUUACAUGCUGCGGGGAGUCGGAGUGAGGCUUCUAUGGAGGGGAAGUGGUCGACAGUGAGACUGACGGCGGUGGCUCGGGCGCGAGGGGGGGGGGGAGCUUACGGUGGCGGCGGCUGGGUCGAGCACUGGCGGCUAGUCGCGCGGGGCGCGGAGGCGGAGGGUCGCACGGGAGGGCGGAGGCGGCCGCCGCGCGGGGGUGACGCCGACGGGAAUGGAGUGGAGAGGGCGCCGACCGUAAUGGAGAGGAGAUGGCUGGGGAGUUGCUCUCAUUCGAGAGAAUGAAGGGGUUGGGGCGGCUGAUAUGUUCAAGUAAGUAGGGUUUGGGGUGUGGUAUGUGUUAAUUUUUUUUUUUUUUUUUUUUGCUUCAGUGGGGAUUCGAAAACUGGUGUGGUCUAAUGAAAUCAAGCACCCAACAAGUAGGAAUCCCUUGUGCAACAUGUUCAAGAAUAAGAUCCAAAUCAAUAAGUUGUUGUUUCUCAUAUUUUGGCCUCGUUGUGCAACUCUGAUUCACAACAUAAAAUAAAAACCCAACAAACACAAUUUUUUUUCUUGGUUUUAUAAAUUUCUUAAAACACA
Messenger RNA from Linum trigynum, 581 nucleotides. The record is from the annotation of a GenBank genome assembly. NCBI's taxonomy places the organism in Eukaryota, Viridiplantae, Streptophyta, Magnoliopsida, Malpighiales, Linaceae.